Messenger RNA from Eimeria acervulina, 13399 nucleotides. RefSeq lists its product as hypothetical. The transcript has 17 exons. The annotation marks the transcript as partial. NCBI's taxonomy places the organism in Eukaryota, Apicomplexa, Conoidasida, Eucoccidiorida, Eimeriidae. The record is from RefSeq and is a predicted model, not a curated record.
AUGCAGCACACAGGGGAGUUCGCAGCUGCUGCUGCUGCAGCUCCUGCUCCCCCUGCAGCAGCAGCAGCAGCGCCCGAGCCGCCUGAGCGACCAGCAGCAGCAGCAGCAGCAGCAACUGCUCCUGCUGCAUCUGCUCAAGGAAACCUGCGGCAGCAAAAGCGCAGCAGCUCGGAUGUCCGCCAAUCCCCGCGCAGCGUGCGCGUGUCUCCUCGCCGAGCAGCAGCAGCUGCAGCUGCAGCUGCAACAGCAGCAGCAGCAGGAGCAGCAACAGCAGCACCAGCAGCAGCUGCAGCAGGUCCUUGGCAAGACAGGGAGCGGCACCAGGUCCCUGGUAUAAGCAACAGCAUUCGGCAGCAGCAGCUGCAGCUAGCAGAUGCAUGCAUGCGUCUUGCUGCUAGAGCUGCACGUGAAUCGCAAUGGGCAGCAGCAGCAGCAGCAGCAGCAGGAACGACAGCAGCAGACCCACUGCAGGCAGCAGCAGCAGCAAGCAGCAGCCUCCACAUCAGCAGGUCUCUUGCCGCAGGUGGCAUUGCAUGCGCCCCUCUGGGCGUACGCAUGCGAGCUGCUGCUGCUUCCUUCGACUGUGAUGCUGCAGCAGCUGCCCGCGGUUUUGCUGCUGCUGCUUCUGCUUCAGGCUCCUCUGCUGCAGCACCAGCAAGCAGCAGCGCCAUCUACAGCAGUAUCGGCGGCAGCAACAGCAGCAGCAGCAACAGCAACGGUUUGCCGAAUGGAGGGGGGCACGAAUGCUGCGGCGCAGCAGCAGCAGCAGCAGCAGCAGGAUCAGCAGCUGCGGGCGCAGCAGCGGGACAAGGGGCUCCAUCGGGAGCUGCUGAAGCAGCAGGUGAAGCAGCAGCAGCAACAACAGCAGCAGGGGCAGCAGCAGCAGGCCGUGCUGCAGCCUCUCGGGGCCGUCGCAGGUCCUCCCUCGGUGCAAGCACGUCUGCUGCAGCAGCUUGCGUGGAGGCAGCAGCAGCAGCAGCAGCAGCAGCGGCGGAGAAGCGGCUUGAGUUUAAUUUGUUGCGACUCAAGAGCAGCAGCAGUUUGCUGCUGACAGGCUCAGAUAUCCGGGUCCUGCUGCAGUGGAAGCAAGAAGAUGUGCUGCUGUACGAGCAGCACGAGCUGCUGCGGCAGAUGCACGAGAGGCUGCUUCGCAUGCAGCAGCAGCAGCAGCAGCAGUUGCCGCCUUCAGCUCCGCAUCUGGUGCUUCUUGACAGCCCUGUUUCGCUCAUACCUCCUCUUGCUGCAGCAGCAGCUGCUGCUGUUGCAGCAGAGCAGCGGCAGCAGCAGCAGCGCCGGUGCCAGGAGUAUCGGGUGCUGCAUGCGUUCGCGCUGCAGCAGCUGCUGCAGCUGCUGCUGCUGCUGGGCCUCCCUCGUUUUGCUGCUAAGCUGGCAGCAGCAGAUUUGUUUAAAGACUCCGGCCUCUGCGCUUUAGGGGCGAUAGGCCAGAGAAGAAUAGAGGAGUGGGAAGCAGCGCAUGCAAUUGUUGCUGCUGCUGCUGCUGCUGCUGCAGCUGAUCCGGCUGCUGAUGCGGAUGCAUGCAGCCCCAAGGCAGCAGCAGCAGCAGGAGCAGCACCUCAGCCUGUUCAGGGGGCCUCAGGGGAGGCCGGUCCUGGUGCUGCUGCUGCUGCUGCUGGAGAUAGAAGCAGCAACAGCUGCAGCAGCAGCGCUGCUGUGGAACCUGCUGUUGCUGCUGCUGCACAGAGUCAGCGCGAUGCGACAGCAGCCGCAGCAACGAAGCCGGCAGCAACAGGAAAUGCAGCAGCAGCGGCUGCAGCCGCAGCAGCAGCAGCAGCAAAUGCAGCGGGGCUUAAGGGUGCUGCUCAUGCGGCAGCUGUCGCAGCAGCAGCGGAAGGUGCCGUGCUGCGCUGCUGUGCAGCAGCAGCAAAGCUUGCGUCGGCAGAAAUAGGUCUUGGCACUGCAGCAAGCAACAACAGCAACAGCAGCAGCAGCAGCAGCAACGCCUUGAAGGUGCCGCUGCUGCUGUCUCGCGUGCUGUAUGUACACUACCACUCGCUGCCCCUCUCCGCUCCUUCGGAUUGGAUGUCGCUGCAAGACAUCGCCCACAUGGUAAGCAGCAGCAGCAGCAGCAGCAGCAGCAGGAGCAGAUGCAGCAGUGCAGGUGCACCAGCAGCAGCAGAUGCAGCAGGGCAGAUGCAGCAGCAGCAGCAGCAGCAGAUGCAGCAGUGCAGAUGCAGCAGCGCAGAUGCAGCAGCAGGAGAAGAUGCAGCAGUGCAGAUGCAGCAGCAGAAGAUGCAACAGCAGCAGCGGCACGUAGGGGCGCUUUCGUCUCCUAGCGAGCCCUCGCUUGAGCCUGUGCUGCUGGUUUUGCUGCCUCGCCGCCUCAAGUAUCCGUGUCAGCAUGACGACAACUCCAAGCACGCUGUCGUGGUGGGGCAGGGGCAAGCGAUUUGUUUGGCCUCGCCUUUGCUCGUUGAGGCCGUGGAGCUUGCAGCAGCAGCAGAAGCAGCAGCAGCAGCAGCAGCAGGAGCAGCAGGAGCAGCAGCAGCGGGGAACGCAGCCCAUACAAACUCCGAAGCUGAGUCCGGAAAGGGCUCAGCAGCAGCAAAGGCGCCCUUUUUGCUUCCAGGUGUUCAGUCAAGAACAGCUGCUGCUGCAGCAGCUGCUGCUGCAGCUCGUGGCAGUUGCAGCAGCUGCAGCAGCAGCAGCAACAGCAGCAACUGCACGGUUUGCGGCGGCUCCGGCAGGAGCUGGAGAGUGAUCGGUGGAGGUGGAGGUCUGUUUCCGUGCAGCAGCAGCAACAGCAGCAGCAGCAGCAACUGCAGCAGCAGCAGCAGCAGCGGCUUGAUGUCUCUAAGCACGUGGGAGAACAGCUACCCCACAUUUUCUGUGCGGGGUUUGUUGAUGGUUGCGCUGAUGGCCCACAGGCAUUUGCUGCUGAAGGCAGCAGCAGGAGCAGCAUCAGCAACGUUAACUGCUGCUGCUGCUGCAGGGUUGCAUGCGAAGCAGCUCGUACUGCUCUCUAAUGAGCCCCGCCUAAGGCAGUACCUCUGGCCCAGACGCGCCCCGCAGCAGCAACGCCAGCAGCAACAGCAGCAGCAGCAGCAGCAACAGCAGCAGCAGCAGCAGCAGCAACAGCAGCAGGGCAGAGACGCUAUGCCAGGGACGGCGGAGACGUCGACUGCUACGGAGGCAGCAGCCUCAGCAGCAGCAACAGCAGCAGCAGCAGCGGCAGCAGCAGCAAUGACCGACACCGAAUUUGUGGGACGGCCUUCGCGGCUGUCUUGUGAUGGUUGCAGCCUCAUGUGGCUGCGCGUCGUGUCCGGCAGCAGCAGCAGCAGCAGCAGCAGCGAGUCCUGCUGCUGCUCUGCUGCAGACGGCAAAGAAGCCUCGUCGCCCAAGACACACUGGAUGCAGCAGCAACAACAGCAGCAGCAGCAGCAGAAGCAGGAACUGAAUUCGCCAAAGGCUGCAGCAGCAGCACGCCGCAGUGCGUGGGCUUCGUCUGAAUCCCCCAUAGCAGCAGCAACAGCAGCAGCAGCAGAAGCAGCAGCAGCAAGGAGCAGCAGCCCACGAGCCGCAGCUGCAGGCGCUGCUGCUGCCAGCAUUUCUGUGCCUGCUGCUGUGCUGCCGCGGAAGAAGCGACCUUUAGCAGCAGCAGCAGCAACAACAACAGCAGCAGAGGCCGAAGGCAGUGAAAGCUGUAUCUGCACUCCUACAGGUUCAGGGCAGCGCAGCAGCAAACGAUUAGCAGCAGCAGCUGCUGCUGCUGCCGCCUCAACAGCAACUUCUCCUCCUCUUGUUCUUCCCAUUGCACGACCACCCCCUCGCAGCUGCCGCAGCAGCAGCAGCAACAGCAGCAGCAGCAGCAGCAACAGCGCAUCAUGCCCUAGAUUCAAUGGGAAGGAGAAGCAAGAGAAGGCAGAGCGCGCUGCCUCGCCAGCAGCAGCAACGACGGCAGCAACAGGAGCAACAGAAGCAGAAGCACAGCCAUUAGCUGCAGCAGCAGCUCCACCUGCUGCAGCAGCUGCACCAACUGCAGCAGCAGCUGCUGCUGCUGCAGCAGAGUGGCCUCCGCCCGAAAGCCUUCAGCUGGGCCCCCUGACGCUACUGAACGUUCGUCAGUGGCUGCGGCAUCUUUCUGGUGAGCAGCAGCAGCAGCAGCAGCAGCAGCUUCCGCUGAGUGCAGCAGAGAGCCAUUUGUAUGCUGUCGCUGCAACAAAUCGCUGCGUGCUGCCGUCUGCUUCUGCUCCGCUGCUGCUGUGCGUGACUCGCAAUGACGGGAUACCUGGGAUUAGCAGCAGCAGCAGCAGCAGCAACAACAACAACAACAACAUUAGCAGCAGCAGCGCAGCAGCCGCUGUGGCAGCAGCUGCUGCUGCAGAUGUGGGGUCGUCAGAACUCGAUGCUGCUGCUGCUGCUGUUCUUGCGGAUGCUGGAGAUGCUUCGGCUCCCGUGCCUGUCCUGGGUGCAGCAGCAGAUGCUGCUGCAGCGCACGAAGCAGCAGCAGCAGCAGCAGCAGGACCUCAGCGCGUGAACGAAUUGGCGACGAGAGGUAGCAGCAGCAGCAGCAGCAGUGCUGCAGCACGCCACAGGCCCUUUGUAAUUCCAAACAGGCACGCGGUGAUGUUUUCGCUUCGUCGCCGCUGCAGCAGCAACAGCAGCAGCGGCAGCUGCUGCUGCUGCUGCUGCAGGAACAACACGAGGGACCUGCGCGGCAGCAGCAGCAGCAGCAGCAGCUGCAGCAGCAGCAGCAUGAAGGUGGUAGUCGGCUUUGGGCCCCCCUUCCCCAUCAGCAGCAACAUUCAUCUGACGGGACAAGCAGACGAAUGGAGACUGCAGCAGCAGCUGCUGAUGGCUUUGCAUCUGCAGCAGCGGCAUCUGCUGCAGCAGCAAGGGAUACCGCCGCGCAGGCAGCUGCAAGCCGUUGAGUUGGCUCAGCAGCAGCAGCAGCAGCAAGCAGCGGAGCAGCGGGAGCAGCAGCAGCGCAUGCUCCUGCUGCGCUCCAUGCUGCAACAGCACCAACUGCUGCAGCAGCAGCAGCAAGUGCUGCAGCAGGGAGAGACGCGCGCCUUACAAGACAGCUUCUCGCUGUUCUGGAGGCAGCAGCAGCAGCAGCAGCUGCUGCAGCAGUAUAUGCAGAAUGAGUUUGCGGGUUCCUGCGUCUGUGUAUAUGCGCCGACUACCAUCAUGUUCCCCACCCCACAGCAGCAGCAGCAGCAGCAACGAAGCCAGCAGCAGCAACAGCAGCAGCAGCAGCUGAUGCUGGCGACAGCAGAUGCCCUUGGCAUCCGGGGAACAAGAGCAGGGGCAGCUACAGCAGCAGCCGCAGCGGCAGCAGCAGUAGCAGCCCGUCAGUCUGCUGCAGCAGCAGCAACUGCUGCAGCAGGAACUCCAGCAGCAACGAAUGCUGCAGCAGGAACUGCAGCAGCAGCAACAACAGGAGCUAUGAGCGCCGUUGGUUUCGGUGGUGCUGCUGGGUUUGGGCCUGUGCUGGCAGCAGCUGCCCUUGCUGCUGCUGCUGCUGCUGCUUCGACGGCGUCUGGAGAUGCUGCUGGUGCUCCCGUUGCUGCUGCAGCUGCUGCUCCGACAGCAGCAGCAAACGCAGCUACAUCAGGAGAGAGAAGGCGCAUGUUGCCAGCAACAGAUACACGGCCGGGGCUUGCUGCUGCUCUGCUGCAGCAGCAGCAGCAGCAGCAGCCACCUCAGGUCAACUCCUUCUGUCUGGAGUCUUUCCGCCUGCUGCCUGUCCUUGCACUGCCGCAACAGCAGCAGCAGCAACAGCAGCAGCAGAAGGAUGAGCAGCAGCAACAGCAACAGCAGCUGCAGAAGCAAGAGGAGCAGCAACAGCAGCAGCGGCCGCGGCAGCUGCAGUCUCCGAGACGGCAGCAACUGGAAGCCCAAGCUACCCAAUCUGUAUCUGCUUCUUCUGCUUGUCCUGCUGCUGUUUCUGCUGCUGCUGCCUCAGUACAGAGGGGGGGUGAACAGAUGGAGGAGCAGCAGCAGCAAGACCAGCAGCAGCUGGUGUUGCAGCUUCGGCAGCUGCUGCAACGCAUGCAGCAGCAGCAACAGAUGAUAAGCGAGCUUGUGUCUUCUCCUUUGUUGCUUGAUGCUGCGGAUCGCAGCACAUUUCCUCCCUACCCACCGCAGCAGCAGCAGCAGCAGCAGCAGCAUUUUCACGGGGAGGCAGCGCAACGGCAGCAGAGUGCGCAGCCGUCGCAAGAGCUGCAGCAGCAGCAGCAGCAACGCCGGUAUCCAGGGGAGCAGGAGAGACCUCCCAGGCGCAGCAGCGGCAGCAGCAACAACAGCAGCAGCAGCGAGGUAGAUGGGCAUGCAGAGGCAAGCCCCAGCAUUUGGAGCAGCAGCAGCAGCAGCUGCGCAGUUUGCAGCGACAGCGACAGCAGCCCUUUCUCUAUCACAAUGGUGCCUUGCAGGCCGUCUCCUAGGGCAGCAGCAAGAGCAGCAGCAGCAGCAGCAGCACCAGCAGCAGCAACUGCUGCAGCAGUGCCUGGCCGUCCACCAACCCCUGUGCUGCUACCGCUGAGGCUGCGGCAGCAGCAAAGGCAGACGCGUGCUGCUGCAGAAGCAGCAGCAGCAGCAACAUCAGCAGCAAGGGAGGAUGACGGAGUGGAGCAAGACUCUCCAACUGCAGCAGCAGCAGCAACCAAUGCAGCAGCAACAGCAGCAGCAGCAGCAAGGGGCCUCAGAAGGGUGCAUAGGGCUCCACCGCCGCCGCUGGCGAAGUGUCUCCCCACACCUGAACCUCCGUCUCCUUUGGCCUUCCCUCCUGCAGCAAUUGCAGCAAGGAAGCGUCUUGCUGCUGCUGUCCUUGCUGCUGCUGCGGAGCUCAACAACAACAGCAGCAGCAGCAGCAACAGCAGCAGCAGCAGCAGCAGCAGCAGCAGCCAUGCACCGGCGCCAAGCCCACGGAAACCGCCACCGUCGCCGUGCAGCAAAGUGCAGCCUGCUGAUUGCAACAGCAGCAGCAGCAACAGCAGCAGCAGCAGCUGCAACAGCAGCAGCAGCAGCAGCGGUGCUGCAGGUGUUACGUUACCCAUUCCGCACAUCUCUGCUGCAACAACUGCAAAACAGCAGCAGCAGCAGCAAACGAAGCAACAGCACUCCCGCACUGGUGCGCAGCAGGCUGGCCGCCGGCUGCGGAGGCAAGAACGGCAGCAGCAGAAGCAGCAGCAGCAGCAGCGGCAGGUGCAGAUGGCCGAGCAGGCGCAGCAGCAGCAGCUGCAGCGACUGGGUUUGGCAGGGAAGCAGGAGCUGCAGCAGCAGCAGCAGCAACAGCAGCAGCUGCUGCAGCAGCAGCCCACCGUGGUGGUGUCAGUGUGCAGACGCUACGUCCACAUCCCGCUGCUGCGGCAGCAGCCGCUGCUAACGUUUGCAGACUCAAGAGAAGCAAUGCAUAACUGCUUAGGCUGCUCGCAGCCGCAGCAGCAGCAGCAGCAGCAGCAGCAGCAGCAAGGCAAGAGGCGUCUGGGGCUCUCAGCGGCGCUUCUGGGGGAGAUCUGCUGCUUCCUGCCUAUUCCAGAUUUCUUCAUCUUCAGACAGGUCAGUAACAGCAGCAGCAGCAGCAGCAGCAAUAGCAACAGCUGCAGCAGCAGUGAGCAGCUGCAACUGCAGCAGUUAGAAGCAGCAGGAUCAAAGCACACAGCAGCCAGCACAGGACGUCUGCCGCGCGCACUGCAGCGCAGCAGUAGUCAGUCGCUACACCGCAAGUUUGAGGCUAUUCAGUUUGUUGCUGCUGUCAGUGAGGAGGCGCGGCGAUUUGUAUUUGCUGUUGGAGCAUACUCCAAUCUUGCGAAGUCUGUCUCCAGAGCAUUCGGUAAAGCUGCUGCUGCUGCUGCUGCUGCUGCUGUUGCUGUUGCUGCUGCUGCUGCUGCUGCUACUGAUCGAUCUCCUUCUGCUGUUGCUGCUGCUGCUGCUACUGAUCCAUCUCCUGCACUUGGUGCUGCUGCUACCAAGCCUUCUAAUGCUGUUGCUGUCGCUUUCAUUGGUGCGGCUGCUGCUAUUUCUUGUGUUGGUGCUGCUUCCUUUGCUGCUGUUGCUGAUAUUGCUGCUCUUGCUCCUGCUGCUCUUGCUGCUGCUGCUGCAGGGAGGAAGCCUGAAGUGUUGGUUUUAAGUGAAGACCAAGCGAGCUCUCCGUUCGCCUCUGCACACAACCCACGUGCUGAGCAGCAGCAGCAGCAGCAGCAACAGCAGCAGCAGCUGCUUGCUCUGAGGGGGCAGCAGCGGCUGCUCGAGCAGCAACAGCAGCAGCAGCGGCGGCCAGACCUCCAAGUGCAGCAGGGACAACAGCAGCAACUGCAGCCGCAACAGCAACAGCAGCAAACUCAGCUGCAACAGCAGCAACAGCAGCAGCAGCUUGUCUCCGAUUCGUUGCAGCAACAGCCAGAGGGCUGGGAGCAUCUUUCGGUGCGGCCGCAGCAGCAGAUACGUUCAAGGCAGCAGCAGCUGCUGCAGCAGCAGCAGCUGUUGCUGCAACAGUUGCAUCAACCUGAGCAGCAGCAGCAGCAGCAGCCGCAGCAGCUGCAGCAGCCGCAGCAGCAGCAACUCGAGUUGAUUCAGAGGAGCGUUGCUUCCGCCCACCAGCGGACUCUGCAGCGGCUGCAGCAGCUGCUGCAGCUGCCGUCUAUACGUAGCCAGCUGCAGCAGUUGCAGCAGCAGCAGCAGCAGCAAGGAGGAGGAGGUAGCCAGACGCUCCAAGAUGCGUUGCUGCUGCAGCAGCAAAUGGCAGUGCUGCAGCAGCAGCUGCAGCCCCGCGGGCUGUGGCUUCCCGAAGUGCUGCUACAGCAGCAGCAGGUCCGCAGCAUCUUAUCUCUGCCAAGGCCUCCUCUUGCUUCUCAGGCAAGCGCAGCAGCAGCAACAGCAGCAGCAACUGCAGCAGCAGCAGCAGCAGCACCCCCAACAGUUGUUGGAGCUUCCGGGUCUGCAGCAGCAAAUUCUUUGCUGCCGCUACUCCGUCGAUUUGCUGAUGCUGCAGCGGCAAACAGAGCUCAGUCGUUGCUGCUGCUGGAUGUUGCAGAAGCGCCUCAGCAGGUGCUGCAACCUGAACAGGAGCAGCAGCAGGUGCAGCAGCAGGUGCAGCAGCAGCAGGAUCAGGAUGAGCAGCAGCAACAGCAGCAACAGCAGCAACAGCAGGGCCUGGCAGCCCAGCAGCAGCAGCAGCAACUGCUGCAACUCAACGCCUCUACGUCGCCUACGGUGGCGUCGCCUUUGCCCGAUCAGCCAGAGCAGCAGCAACAGCAACAGGAGCAACACCAGCAGCAACACGAUCAGCAGCAGCAGCAGCCUCUCGAAGAUGAGACGCAGCCUGCACCUCAAGCAGCAGCAGCUGCUGCUGCUGCUGCUUCUGCUGCUGAAGGUCGCCCGGUGUAUCUCCGGCAGCAGUUUCUGCUCCGCGGAGAGCGGCGUGGGCGACUGCAUUUAACAGCGGUGCAGCAGGAGCAGCAGCAGGAAGAGCUGCAGCAGCAACAGCAGCAGCGGCAGCAGCAGCAGCAGCAACAGCAGCAAAACAGCCCCCCAGGGACAGCAGAGGCGUCUCCAUCUCCUCGCGGCUCUCUUACACCGCGAACCUCUUCGCAACCCUUUGCAGCAGCAACAGCAGCAGCAGCAGGUGCUGCUGCUGCUGCUGCUGAGGGGGGCGUUCCGCCGGGUGCUGCUACUGCAGCUGCUGCAGAUGAAGGGCCUCUGUCAGCAGCAGCACCAACUGGAAGCCCUGCAGCAGCAGCAGCUGCUGCUGCUGUUGCUGCUGCUGCAGCAGCAGAACGACCUUGGGAUGAACGCGUGCUGCAGGGGGUGUGGGGCGCAGCAACGGGCGGCGCAGCCCCCCCGGACGUAGCAGCAGCAGCAGCAGCUGCAGCAGCAGCAGCAGCAGCAGCAACAGGGCAGAUGGCGCAGCUAGACGUAUAUGUUCAUGGGCUUACACAAACCCCGCUGACCUAUCGGAUGCCUUUGGCAGUGCCUUUCAGGAAGCUAAUGCGCUACUACAAGGAUCAGGCGGGGCUGCGAGAUGAUGUGGUGGAGUUUCUGUGGGUUAAGCGCAAAGUCGUCACACGGCUGCUGCCCGAUCUAAGCCCCAUCGAUUACCGCAUGCAGCGAGGGCAGCUGCAGCUAUUUGCUGAGGCUCGUCCGUCUCUUCAAUAUGCACAGAAGGUGUGGAUCUCUCUUUUUAUCGAAGGCUCGGAGGAGGCUCCUUAUCUUCCUCGUUUGCGUUUCAAUGCCAGCAUGAUGACUCCCUUCUCGCGACUCUCUGAGAGCUACAGCAGAAACGUUGGGGUUGCCGAGGGAGAUUUGCUGCUGUUUUACUCUGCUGAAUUGAGGCCUGGAGCUGCUGUGCCUGUAGCCCUGGCGGAGCAGUACGAACAAUCGCAGCGUAGCAGCAAAGGGAUUGAUUGCAGUGCAGCAGCAGAAGCAGCAGCAGAUGCUGCUGCUGCUUCUGUUGCUACAGCUGGUGCAUGCAUCGUAACGCGCAGCAAAGUGCAGACUGCUCCUGCAGCAGCUGCUGCUGCUGCAGCAGCAACGGGAGAUGCAGCAGCUGCAGCAGCAACAGGAGCAGCAGCUGCUGCUGCUGCAGCUGCAGGAGAGCUCGGUGUUACGUUGGUAGUUUGGGCUUUUUUGGCUGCUGUAGCAGUGCAGCCUACGGCCCUUAAACCCUCACCCCAGCAGCAGCAACAGCAACAGCAGCAGCAACAACAGCAACAGCAGCAGCAACAACAACUAAGCAGAAACAACUGGAACAAAUUAUUAGAAACUAACAAGUAUCAGUGUCAUCUAUUUGCUGCAGCAACUAACUGCAGCAGCAAGCAACAGCGCCUGCUACCCAAGCCGCAGCAGCAGCAACAGCUGCAGCAGCUAGAACAGCAGCAGCAACCUAAUUCGCUGCGGAAGCACUUCCGCACACUGCAGCAGCAGCAUGCUGUCGUGUACACAGCAGAUACUGCAACUAACCCCAUGCGGAAGUGCUCCUUAGCAGCACCGCAGCAGCAGCAGCAGCAGCAGCAGCAGCGGGGGAGGCUUCAUAGACGUGUAGGCAGCAGAAACAGCAGCAACAGCAGCAGCAGCAGCAGGAACGACAUCAGCAGCAGCAGCAGCCGCAGCAGCAGCAACGACAGCCUUCUCAGCAGCAGCAGCAGCCGGGCGUUGUUUCCACUCCCAAGCCGCAGCAGCAGCAAACGAACCAAUUGUUUGCGCAGGACGCAGCAGCAACUGCAUCAGCAGCAGCAGCAACAGCUGGAGCAGCAGCAAGCUAGCACGGACUCUGACUCAGCAGAGACAUACUUGCCUUCGAGCCGUCGUCAGAAGCAGCAGCAGCAGCAAGAGAAGCAGCAGCUGCUUUCUGGCUGCAGCAAAUCAACUUCUUUGGGUUUUCCGACGCAACAGCCUCAGCAACAGCGGCAGCAGCAGCAGCAGCAGCAGCAGCAGAAUGCGUUUAGUGGGGCCAUGGCUUCCACUGCUGUUGCUGCAUUGGUGGAGGCUGCACUGGGGUGGCGUCAGGUCUUCUUCUGUGCUGCAGCAACAGCAGCAGCAACUUCUGUGAUGCUGCUGUAUCUGCUGCCGUGGAGCAGCCAGAAGGCCCUGCAGCAGCAACAGCAGCAGCAGCAGCAGCAAGCGGAACAAGAGGGUCUCGAGGAAGCCGCUGCGGCAGCAGCAGCAGCAGAAGAUAAUUUGGACGUUCAGCAGCAGCAACAGCAGCAGCAGCAGCAGCAGGGAAGCAUGGAGCAGGAGCAGGCGAUUUGGGAAUGGGGUCCGCAGCAGAUGCUGCUGCAGCAGCAGCAACUCGCUCUGCUGCAGCAGCAGCUGCACUCUCCUGACUGUCUCGUUUGCUUCCAGCCUCAAGAAGCUGCUUGCAUAGAGAUGGGGGGUACGGGCGAGAGCAGCAGCAUAGCAGCAACAGCAACACCGCCUGAGCAGGGGGCCCUUGCAGACACAGAGAGCAGCAGCAGCAGCAGCAGCAGCACUAGCCCCAGCAGCAGCAGCAACAGCCCAAGCAGCAGCAGCAGCAUCAGCAGCAGCAGCAGCCCCCUCCACGGCUUCUACUACUCCACUGCUGCGGCAUUCACCUCCGCAGUUACGCCUUGUACUGCUGCUGCUGCUGCUUCUGCUGCUGCUGCUGCGGCUCACGCUCCCGGGCAACGUGCAGCAGCAACAAACCGAAGCAGGAGCCAAGUGCUGCCUCCCCUGCAAGCAGCAACAGCGCCUGCAGCAGCAGCAGCAGAAGCAGCAGAAGCAGCAGCUCCUUGGGGGCGUCAACCCCCCCGUGGCCGUUCUGCUGCAGCAGCUGCAGCAAAUCAGCUGCAGCAGCUGCUGCAGAUGUUUUCGGUUGCCUCAAGCAGCAGCAGCAGCCGUCAUUUGCGUGGAGGGACAGCAUUACGUUGCACUCGCAGCGGCAGCAGCAGCAGCAGCAAGAACAGGAGCAGCAGGAGCAGCAGCAACUUGCGGCGUGGGAGCAGCAGCAAGCAGCGCGUUGCUGGGGGAUUGCUGCAGCAGCACCAGGCCCGCGGCUUGAUUUGUUUAUCUGCUGCUGCUUACUUCUUCAUUAAGCUUAUCCGAUAUAGUUUGCUGCUGUGGCUGCCCUUCUUUCUCUCGCAGCAAGUGCAUAUGUCUGCUGCUGCUGCUGCUGCUGCUUCCAUACCCUUCGAUAUAGGGGGGAUGUUGGGCGCAGUUGCUGCGGGUUUUGCUGCAGAUAAACUCUGCUCAGGGAGGAGACUAACGUGUGCUGCAACAAUGAGCCUUGCUACUGGAUUUUGUUUGCUGCUGCUGGCACUGUCCUGUCAACAGCAGCAGCUGCUGCGCGAGCAGCACCAGGAGCAGCAGCAGCAGCAGCAAGCAACCCUGCAGCAGCUGCAGCAGCUGCAGCAGGAAGCCGUUAUGCUGCUAGAGCAGCAACACAAACGGGCUAAGCUGCAGCUGCCGCUGCAGCUGCAGCAGACGCUGGAUAGGGUGCAGCUUCUUGAACAGGAGCUGCAGAGGCAGCACCACCAAGUGCAGCAGCAUCAGAAGGAACAGCAGCAGCAACAAGUGCAGCAGCAGCAGCUGCAGCAGCAGCAGCAGGACUCUCACGAAGUGCAGCAACAGCAGCAACAACAACAGCAGCAGCAGCAAGAGCCACCAUCGCCUACGCCAACUGCGCAGCAGCAACAACAGGAACAACAGCAGCCGCAGCAACCCUUGCAGCAGCAACUGCAGCAGCAACAAGUGCAGCAGCAGCAAGUGCAACAGCAACAACCUCAGCAGCAGCCACAGCAGCAACUGCAGCAACCCCUGCAGCAGCCACAGCCGCAGCAACCCCUGCAGCAGCCACAGCCGCAGCAACCCAUGCAGCAGCAGCAGCCGCAGCAACCCAUGCAGCAGCAGCCGCAGCAACCCCUGCAGCAGCAGCAGCCGCAGCAACCUCUGCAGCAGCAGCAGCCGCAGCAACCUCUGCAGCAGC